Messenger RNA from Pipra filicauda (Wire-tailed manakin), 1210 nucleotides. RefSeq names its product pepsin B-like. The transcript has 9 exons. The record is from RefSeq and is a predicted model, not a curated record. Bases 1 to 1164 code for a protein of 387 amino acids. Gene Ontology annotation, molecular function: aspartic-type endopeptidase activity. Gene Ontology annotation, biological process: proteolysis. NCBI's taxonomy places the organism in Eukaryota, Metazoa, Chordata, Aves, Passeriformes, Pipridae.
AUGUGGGGGCUGGCGCUGGCCCUGCUCUGCCUCCCGCUCGGGGAGGGGACGCUCAGGAUCCCCCUGAGGAGGGGCAGGUCCAUCCGGGAGGUGAUGAGAGAGAAGGGGCUGCCAGAGGGUUUCCUGAACAACCUCAGAGGGGACCCGGGGAGGAAAUACCAGCUCAGUGGUGCUGUGGCUUAUGAACCUCUCAUGAACUACCUGGAUACCUUCUACUUUGGGGAGGUCAGCAUCGGGACCCCUCCCCAGAAUUUCCUGGUGAUCUUCGACACCGGCUCUUCCAACCUGUGGGUUCCCUCCACCUACUGCCAGAGUCCAGCCUGUGAGGAUCACACCAGGUUCAACCACAGCCUGUCGUCCACCUUCCUGGGCACCGACGUGACCUACACCCUGAGAUACGGGUUCGGGGACCUGUCGGUGGUGCUGGGAUAUGACACGGUGACAAUCCAGAACAUCAUCAUCAGGAACCAGGAGUUUGGCCUGAGCCUGUACGAGCCCAGCAGACCCUUUUACUACCUGGAUUUUGAUGGGAUUUUGGGCAUGGCUUACCCAGGCGUUGCCAUCAGUGGUUUCAACACGCUGAUGCAGAACAUGCUGCAGCAGAACCAGCUCAGUGAACCCAUCUUCAGCUUCUACUUCUCCCGCAACCCAACAUAUAGUUACGGUGGGGAAGUCAUCCUGGGGGGAGUUGACCCCCAGCUGUACUCCGGGGAGGUUUUAUGGGCUCCUGUGGUCCAGGAAUUGUACUGGAAGAUCAGUAUCGAGGAGUUCUCCAUUGGGUAUUCAGUCACCAGCUGGUGCAGCCAAGGCUGUCACGGCAUUGUGGACACUGGGACAUUCCUGCUGACCAUCCCAGGGCAGUUCAUGCCAGCCCUGCUGCAGGCGCUGGGCGCAGAGGAGAGCGACUACGGGUUCCUCGUUGACUGCAGCAGUGUCCCAAACAUGCCCACCCUCUACUUUGCCAUCAGUGGGGCCUGGUUGUCGCUGCCUCCCACUGUCUAUGUCCUAGAGAACGAUGGCAUCUGCACCGUGGGGGUCGAGAGCACUUAUGUGCCCUCUGCCAGUGGCCAGCCCCUCUGGAUCCUCGGCAACCUCUUCCUCAGGCAGUAUUACUCCAUCUUUGACAUGGCCAACAACAGAGUUGGCUUUGCCCUGGCAACUUAGGGAUGCUGAGCAUCACCCAUGGCAGAAUUUGUCCCUGGAACACCUU